This is a messenger RNA of Venustampulla echinocandica, 1392 nucleotides long. RefSeq lists its product as uncharacterized. NCBI's taxonomy places the organism in Eukaryota, Fungi, Ascomycota, Leotiomycetes, Helotiales, Pleuroascaceae. The record is from RefSeq and is a predicted model, not a curated record. Bases 1 to 1392 code for a protein of 463 amino acids. The transcript is spliced from 2 exons.
AUGGCGCGGCUGAUCUCCCAUUUUCAUAAGCUGGCGGUUGAUAAAAGUCCGCCAGUACCGCAACCAGAUCCUCUGAGAGCGGAAUCUCCAACUCCUCCAGCACCUCCCGCCAAAGACUCCGAACCUUCAGCAGCAGAACCUCCAGCGCCUCCACCUAAAUCUGCAAAGCCAACCCGCCCAAGUUCUACGGCUGCUCUCAUAGUCGUUCCAGAUACACCCGCAGAGUGGAAAGAAGUCAUGGAAGAAGUAAAGGGCUUAUACCUUAAGGGGCAGUAUAAGCAAUGCUCGGCGCGUUGCAAGCAAAUACUUAACGGCAUCAGCGAUCCAUAUCAAAUCCAUCCGCUCCGCUUAAUAUACCUCUGCUUCAUCGCAGCCACCUCCCUAGAACUCGCUGCCCGCGCCCUGCACAACAACUCUUCCACCAAACUCCAAUUCUUCCAAGAGUCCCUCUCAUACUUCAAAAAAGCACAGUCAUACAUGGGCUUUGCAGCCUUCACCACAGAGCCACAUAUAGUUCGAGCGACGCAGCCUAAAGACCGCCUCUCUAAUUCCUCGAUAUCAUCGAGCAUACGGUCCUCUGUGGAUUCCAUAUUCUCACAGUCUUCCGAGUCUUCGAUAGCAUCUUCUAGUGUCGAGUCUCCGGUAAGCCCUUCAGAUUCAGAAAAGGGGCAUGUAAGAUUCUCUUCCGUCUCAUCAAGUACGGAGAUCAUCAACCCUCAGCCGUUGCGUAGGAAGAAGAAAGUCUCAUUCUCAAUGCACCUCCCAACACUAGAAUCAGAAACCGACCUCUCGUCGGAUGACAUCCUAGCUCGGUUCCCCAGCCCGCCAACACACGACGGCCUCUCUCCGACCAUAUUACCCACCAACUUGGACUCCAAAAUCAUACCCUUUGUCCUAUCCGACAAUGUAUCACGCGUACGGGCAUACUCUUAUCCCACUAACACCUCUACGCCCCUACAGCCUGCUCUCUCUCCCCAAGAACAGCAAACACCCAAACCAGUCAACGUCCCCACCCUCACCCACUACCGCCACAACCUCUCUUCAUUCACCCCUCGCUUGGACUACCACAUCGCCAACAUCCAAGCACAAAUCCAAACCUUAACCACAGUUCGGCGAACCCACCGCUCCAGCCUCCCUAAUCUUUUCCUCGUCACGCCCUUCCCUCUCACCUCGCCCAAGACACCAGACCACAACCCCAUCUCAAUAACGACACAAACACAGACAGAGACAGAAACCUCCCAACCAGCUCCAUCAUCAUCACUCCACGAGAGAAUAAAACGCCUCAAAGAAUCUGGCUGGAAAAGGGAGCGUUUCGAUGGCGAGAAAUACCAAGUACUCUGCGAGAGCGCGUUAUGCGAGAUUGAGAUCGGCGGCAACUUUUUAAUGAAUUAG